This is a messenger RNA of Lynx canadensis (Canada lynx), 702 nucleotides long. RefSeq names its product leucine-rich repeat-containing protein 7-like. The coding region runs from base 70 to 702 and encodes 210 amino acids. The record is from RefSeq and is a predicted model, not a curated record. The transcript has 7 exons. Gene Ontology annotation, cellular component: adherens junction; postsynaptic density; postsynaptic membrane. NCBI's taxonomy places the organism in Eukaryota, Metazoa, Chordata, Mammalia, Carnivora, Felidae. Gene Ontology annotation, biological process: neurotransmitter receptor transport postsynaptic membrane to endosome; neurotransmitter receptor transport, endosome to postsynaptic membrane. Gene Ontology annotation, molecular function: protein binding.
GCUACAUGAAAAAAAUGCAAGUCAAAGUGGUCACAACCUAGAAGUCUGCAGAGACAGGAAUAACUAGCAAUGCAGUGCCUGGAGAUGACCACCAAACGGAAAAUCAUCGGCCGACUGGUGCCGUGCCGAUGUUUCCGAGGUGAAGAAGAAAUCAUCUCAGUUUUAGACUACUCCCACUGCAGCCUUCAGCAGGUGCCAAAGGAGGUCUUUAACUUUGAGCGGACAUUAGAGGAGCUUUAUCUAGAUGCCAAUCAAAUUGAAGAACUACCUAAGCAAUUGUUCAACUGUCAAGCUCUAAGAAAACUAAGUAUUCCUGAUAAUGAUCUUUCAAAUCUGCCAACCACUAUUGCUAGUUUAGUUAAUCUUAAAGAACUCGACAUCAGUAAAAAUGGUGUACAAGAAUUUCCAGAAAACAUUAAAUGUUGUAAGUGUUUAACAAUUAUUGAAGCCAGUGUCAAUCCCAUUUCUAAACUCCCUGAUGGCUUCACGCAGCUUCUAAAUCUGACCCAGCUCUACCUGAAUGACGCCUUUCUUGAAUUUCUUCCAGCCAAUUUUGGAAGACUUGUCAAAUUGCGAAUCUUGGAGUUAAGAGAAAAUCAUUUGAAAACUCUACCAAAGUCUAAUGGAGGCACCAUGUCCCCGGUUGGGGGCAUAAACAAAGAUGGGAAUAUGGGAAUGUGGUUGGGAGUGUUACUUGUUUAG